AUGGAAGAUUUCCUUCCACGUGAAUAUCUUUUCACCCCUCCUGUCCAUUCGUCUCCCGAUUCGAUGGACCUUUCCAUGCCAGAUAUUUCCAUGCUACCACGCCCCAAGAAAACCCGCCGAGGGAAAUAUGACCCAGAGCGUGACUAUUCUGCUGAAUUACGAAGACGAUUUCAUGAAAACCCUAGUGGGAAGCGCACAUCACGAGCUUGUGAUAGAUGCAAGUGUCGAAAGCUUCCCUGCGACGGGAACCCAGAAAGCUGCAACAACUGCGUUCGACAGGGCACAGCGUGCAAUAUGACCGAUACGAGCACCGGUCAAACCCAUCCUCGAAACAUCAUCAGACAACUAAAUCGGGAUAUCGGAAAGCUCCAGCGUCAGUUGCGAGAGAAAGAUCAACAGAUCCAUGUCCUGAAUGAACAGAUCCGGAAUUUGUUGCCUUAUCAUCAGUCCCCGGGAGCACAACUUGGAACCCCGUGCGAGUACCAACCUUCUCAAGACCGUGGUAUUAUGCGUUCGGAUCAAGGAAUCACUCCACAGCAACUUGAACGUCAAACCCCAUACAUGUCCGGACAAGAUCUGGUAUAG
Penicillium cosmopolitanum is the source of this 585-nucleotide messenger RNA. RefSeq names its product putative C6 finger domain protein. The transcript has 3 exons. Bases 1 to 585 code for a protein of 194 amino acids. NCBI's taxonomy places the organism in Eukaryota, Fungi, Ascomycota, Eurotiomycetes, Eurotiales, Aspergillaceae. Gene Ontology annotation, molecular function: DNA-binding transcription factor activity, RNA polymerase II-specific; sequence-specific DNA binding; zinc ion binding. The record is from RefSeq and is a predicted model, not a curated record. Gene Ontology annotation, biological process: positive regulation of transcription by RNA polymerase II.